This is a messenger RNA of Arachis stenosperma, 1524 nucleotides long. Its product is annotated as DNA replication complex GINS protein PSF3-like. Lineage: Eukaryota; Viridiplantae; Streptophyta; Magnoliopsida; Fabales; Fabaceae. Gene Ontology annotation, cellular component: GINS complex. The record is from RefSeq and is a predicted model, not a curated record. Gene Ontology annotation, biological process: mitotic DNA replication initiation. Bases 477 to 1034 code for a protein of 185 amino acids. The transcript has 7 exons.
CUCAUCAGUCACCUUUCUUCUUCAGGGUUCAAAUUAAAAAUAGUACAAAUUUUAAAACCCGCCAUUACGGAUAAACACACAAAAUUGAAAAUUCUCUUACAAAAAGGCGCCAAAGUUUGAAUCAUCAUAAAUUUCACACAGAAGAAGAAAGAAAGAAAGAAAGAAAGAAAGAGAAGAUAAACACAACACAAUACACAUCUCACUAGAGACACUCUCCGGCCUCCACUCCUCCUGUGCUCGCCGCCACUGCUGCUGCUUUUGCUCCUUUCCCUCGCGUUCGCCGUGUGUUUGCUAAGUUAGUGGUCGGUGGUGCUCCGUCGUUCACCUGUGUUUCUCCGCCAUUCGCGUCUGCCACUGCCCCGCCAUUCACCUCUGCUUCUGCUCCGCCAUUUCUUCCGCUUCCUCUCUCUCCUUCGGUUGUCUCUUUUUGAUGGGUUAAAGAGAAACUGGUAAUAGCAGCAAAGUUUUAGAGUGGGAUGGCAAAAUACUAUGAUAUUGAUGAUAUUAUCACAGAGGAAGAGAUUGUGUCAGUUAUAUUUCAGAAGCCAGCAUCUGGAGUGGGGAUAGAUCCCAGUUCUGAAACAGACUUUAUUGAAACAGGUUCAAAAGUUGAACUGCCUUUUUGGCUUGCUCAUGAACUACAGUUGAGACAAGCAGUAUCAGUCCAUGUUCCUCCUUGUUUCAAUCAAAAAACAAGGUUAGAGAUCCAGGCUGAUUCUGCAAGUGUGGAUUUGAGGUCUAGAUGUCCAUUCUUCUAUGAAUUUGGUUGCAAGAUAGCACCCAUAGUUAGUGAUAGAACCAUUGGGUUUCUGUUGUUGUCGGCAUUCAAGAGUAGGUACAAGGAAGUUCUCACCAAGGCACAUACUACAGCAUUUGCAGCUGGUUCCAAAUUCUGGACUAUUUUGACAAAAGAAGAGAUCAGUUUGUAUGAGGCAGCUCAAGCUGCAAUGGUAUCCUUCAAGAAGUGGCGAAGGGGCGGACCUAGAUUCCAGAUAGCUUCCAUUCUGGCAAGAAAGAGAAAAUCAACUGACUAGUUGCUUUCUGAGUUCUAAGUUCAUGCUUUUGGACAGAUUCAUAUAAAUCCAGAUUAUUACAAGAUGUGUAAUGGUCUAAUGGACAAAUGAAAUCUUAAAUUAUUGAUGUUAACAACACUAUGCACACUAUGUACAAUUUGUUGUCAUGGUCAAAUUAUUGGUUAAUGGUAAGAACUAAGGAUGCAUCAAAUUUGAGCAAUGAAAUAGAAGCCUUCAAUAGCAGAGUCAAGUCAUGGCGAAAUAAGCUUUGAGUAUUCCAGAGAAAGUCAUAGCGACACAAUUUGUUUAUCAGUUUAUCAUCAAUGAUAGGAGUUAGGGAGUAUACUAAAGUAUUCUGCUAAGGUAAAGAUGCUGAAAUACCCUUACUUCUCUUCUAUUAUUAGUAUUUUUGUCAUUAUAAUACUUACCCACACUACACACAACAAUAAAGGGUUCAUGUUCACAAUUAGACUCAACCAGCUCUCGAACCCAGGUGUAGCCUUUUUAGAGG